UUAACCAAGUUGAUGUAAAGAUUUUAAGAAAUUUGUCAAAGUCUGUUACAAUUAUAAGGUAAAAAAGUAACUCCACCUGCUAUAUCACCAUGAAAGCAGCCGAAGACCAAGUUGUGGAAGAUGAAGGCGGCUACCAAGAUGAAGAGGACUCAUUCUUCCAAGACAUUGACCUAUUACAGAAACACGGAAUUAAUAUGGCAGACAUAAAGAAGCUCAAAUCAGUGGGUAUCUGCACAGUGAAGGGGAUACAGAUGACUACUCGUAGGAACCUAUGCAAUGUCAAGGGUCUCUCUGAGGCCAAGGUGGACAAGAUCAAAGAGGCUGCUGGGAAAAUGCUGACCAAUGGAUUCCUGACAGCAUUUGAGUACAGCGCAAAGAGGAAACAAGUGUUUCACAUCACAACUGGGAGUCUGGAGUUUGAUAAACUCAUGGGUGGAGGUAUUGAAAGUAUGGCUAUCACUGAGGCAUUUGGAGAGUUCCGGACAGGCAAAACCCAGCUGUCUCACACUCUUUGUGUGACCGCCCAGCUACCAGGAGAGGACAGCUACACAGGAGGGAAGGUCAUUUUCAUCGACACAGAAAACACCUUUCGACCAGACAGACUUAAGGACAUAGCAGACAGGUUCAAUGUGGACCAUGAUGCUGUUCUGGAUAACGUUUUGUAUGCUCGAGCCUACACCAGUGAACACCAGAUGGAGCUGUUGGACUUUGUAGCUGCCAAGUUCCAUGAGGAGGGGGGUGUCUUCAAACUUCUGAUCAUUGACUCCAUCAUGGCUCUGUUCAGGGUAGACUUCUCUGGCCGAGGAGAGCUCGCGGAGAGGCAGCAGAAGCUAGCACAGAUGCUCUCGCGCCUACAAAAGAUUUCUGAAGAGUACAACGUGGCAGUGUUUGUGACCAAUCAGAUGACAGCUGACCCUGGGGCUGGAAUGACGUUCCAAGCUGAUCCCAAGAAGCCAAUUGGAGGACACAUCUUGGCUCAUGCGUCCACCACACGUAUAAGCUUAAGAAAAGGGCGGGGAGAGAUGAGAAUCGCUAAGAUAUUUGACAGUCCUGAUAUGCCUGAGAAUGAGGCCACCUUUGCCAUCACUGCUGGAGGAGUAGCUGAUGCUAAAGAGUGAGAGGAGGGAUAGGAUGCACUCGUAGAUACAAGCUUACACACAAACAUAUGCUUAUACACACAUUACACACAGUACACCAUCAUAACCCUUGACCCUCCAUAAUUGCUUAUUUCACAUCUUUUUUCAAUUUGUUUAAUUUAUUUAAAACCCUUGUGCUGCCUUUCGGGUCAUUGUGACAAAAAGUCACAUUGUGAAAAAGG
This is a messenger RNA of Hypomesus transpacificus, 1318 nucleotides long. RefSeq names its product DNA meiotic recombinase 1 (gene dmc1). The record is from RefSeq and is a predicted model, not a curated record. NCBI's taxonomy places the organism in Eukaryota, Metazoa, Chordata, Actinopteri, Osmeriformes, Osmeridae. The transcript has 13 exons. Gene Ontology annotation, cellular component: nucleus; condensed nuclear chromosome. Gene Ontology annotation, biological process: DNA recombinase assembly; mitotic recombination; reciprocal meiotic recombination. Bases 90 to 1118 code for a protein of 342 amino acids. Gene Ontology annotation, molecular function: ATP binding; single-stranded DNA binding; double-stranded DNA binding.